AUGCACGCCUUCGGGCCGCCCGCCGAGCCGCCCCUCGCCCGGGAGCUGCUGGACGCGGCUCUCCGCCCGCCCGCUCUGCCUCGCCGCUCCCCGCCCGCCGCCGGCCCCUACCUGUGGCUCGGCGGCCCCGCCGCCCCCUACCCGCCCGCCGCCCCGUUCCCACCGCCGGGCCCCGAGCGGGGCUGGGCAUCGCCGCUCCCGCAGCACGAGGGUCCGCGCCCGGCACGGCCGCCCUACUCGUACUCGGCGCUCAUCGCCAUGGCCAUCCACAGCGCGCCGGGCCGGCGGCGGACCCUCAGCCAGAUCUACCAGUACGUGGCCGAGAACUUCCCCUUCUACAAGAAAAGCAAGGCGGGCUGGCAGAACUCCAUCCGACACAACCUCUCCCUCAACGACUGCUUCAGGAAGGUCCCGCGGGACGAGGAUGACCCGGGUAAAGGCAACUACUGGACGCUGGACCCCAACUGCGAGAAAAUGUUCGAUAAUGGCAACUUCAGGAGGAAGAGGAAGAGGCGUUCGGAGGCCGGAGACAGCGGUGGGGCCGCGGGGGGUCCCUGUCCCAGCACGCUGCGGGGCCAGUGUGUGAGCUCGGCCCCCCGGCACGGCGAGAUGCACUGAGGAGGAGGAAGGAGCAUUUUUGUAAUGUGUAACUGUACAUUUUUGUAGGCCUAUAAAUAGAGAGAUGAGAGAAAGAGCGGGAUGUGUGUGUGCUGAGGGUGAAGUGAAGGCGGGAGGGCUGUGGGAAGUGCUUCCCACUGGGACUCGAAAGCAUCCAACGCACGAGGCAUGGUUGAACAUUCAUAUGGUUUGAGUUGG
Messenger RNA from Numida meleagris (helmeted guineafowl), 816 nucleotides. RefSeq names its product forkhead box I2 (gene FOXI2). NCBI's taxonomy places the organism in Eukaryota, Metazoa, Chordata, Aves, Galliformes, Numididae. Bases 1 to 618 code for a protein of 205 amino acids. The record is from RefSeq and is a predicted model, not a curated record. Gene Ontology annotation, biological process: cell differentiation; anatomical structure morphogenesis; regulation of transcription by RNA polymerase II. Gene Ontology annotation, molecular function: DNA-binding transcription factor activity, RNA polymerase II-specific; RNA polymerase II cis-regulatory region sequence-specific DNA binding. The transcript is spliced from 2 exons.